AAUUUCAUAAUAAAUAUGGCGGCGUCAGAUGCAGAGAACAAUCUGAAAUAUAAUAAGGAUAUUUGGCAUUAUAGACAAGAAGGAAAUCAAAGAUUGGUUGUGUAUAGUCUGCAGAGAAAAGUUGUUCAAAUAUUCCAAAAGCGUAGAGUGUUAACGAAUCCGACAGAGUCUCAAAAGACUGAGCCAAUGACUAAAGAUGAACUUUUAGAAAAAUUAAGGUUUAUUAGAAGUGUAAUAAGUCCAUUAAUUGGAAAUGAUUUUGUUCAUAUUGGUUGUACAAUUGAACACGAUGAGAAAUAUUUGAGAGACUUGAAUAAUUCUGUAAAGCAAUAUAGGUCCAAGUCCAGACUGGAUAAAGAAAUUGACUUUACCUGCCCGUUUGCGAUUGAAAUGCCUGAUCUCUGUUUCGUACCAAAUUCAAAUGACAUGCCAACAUUUGCUGUGGAGAUUAAAGCUAAAAGUGGACUGAUUCCCAAUUGGGAUUAUCCUUUCCUAAAAGGCGUUUGCAAGUUUUGUAUGUCUCAACACUACAAGUUGAAGAUUGGCAAAUGGUGCGACGGAAAAAUCAUUUGGGCCGAAGAAGUACGUGAGCUUGACACAUUAAUAUCCAAUUUGCGAAAGUUUUUGAAGACGGAAAAUGGUAUAUCGAAUGAUUGCUUAUUAACACGCUUCUUCGAUAUUCUUAUAAAAACUCUAUUAUGGACAAGAAGUGAUGAAAAGCAGAUAAGAGGAUCUCCUGUUUGUGCGGCAGUGCAGCAUAAUUCUAGCAGAAAUCAAGAAAAAGAAGGCUAUCUGCCAAAAGAUUGCGUCUUAGAAGGAAUUUGGAAAUUACAAAAAAUAGAUACAAUUCGUAAUAUUCGAACCAUUUAUAAUUCCUACAAAAAAGUUGGGAAUAAAAAGGAAAUUGAUGAUUAUUUAAUAUCAACGGUAGCCAAUGAUUGCUCGAUAAUGGUUGCACUUCAAUCGGAAAUCAAACAAAACGGAAUACAAAUAAAAACUGAUUUCGAUUGCUAUACAUGUUCAGUAGGUGUUAUAGAUUUGGAUAAAAAACCAGCGUCGAAGAUCGAUGGUCAUUAUCAAGAGCUUUUAAAGUCAGUUGCAGUUUAUCGAAAUAGUUGCUCCGUUCAUUAG
Dimorphilus gyrociliatus is the source of this 1131-nucleotide messenger RNA. Lineage: Eukaryota; Metazoa; Annelida; Polychaeta; Dinophilidae. The record is from the annotation of a GenBank genome assembly.